This is a messenger RNA of Owenia fusiformis, 1788 nucleotides long. The record is from the annotation of a GenBank genome assembly. Lineage: Eukaryota; Metazoa; Annelida; Polychaeta; Sabellida; Oweniidae.
GUAGAACUGUUCCUGAAAAGACGCGAUCGCUAGAUUCAUCUCAUUAGAAACAGUGUUAUUACCAUUACACAUUCCUUUGGUCUUGUAUUCGAUACUCUUAUGAGGUACAGAAUUAUGCCAAGGCUUAUCUUACGUCGAAUUUAUUGUUAAAAUUGAGUAUGCGAAGAAUACGGUUCAUGAGACGAAGCUGUGGUCGAAGAAAGGUGAUAUAUUACAUCAUUCUUAUUGCUGUUGCUGCAUUGAUAGCAUUUGCAAUGUAUACAUAUCGUGAGAAUAGUUGUGAUGACAGAGAGUCGAGAAACAUCAUCACAUCGCUGUGCCAGUUGUACUCCCAAGGAAAAGUUGCAGGGAAUCUGUGUGAAGACAUGUGUACAGCAUCCAUAUUGACUUAUAAAAAGUGUACAAACUACAGAGGUGGCAAGCAUAUCCUUAUAUCAGACUGGAAAGGGAAAACAGUGAUCUUAAAAACAAAGGAAGCAUAUAUUGACAAGUAUUUCCCUAUUGGUUAUGAAGGUAUUGAUGGUGAGACCAAUAUACCAAGCAUUGUAGAGUUCACUGAUAUGAUUAACACAUCUAUGACAUCAGUAUUAGGACUCAAUAUGUUGAAGCAGGAUAUAAUUGGUCGAUUAUGGCAAAUGAAAUUUGAUGAUUUUAUUGGUGAUAAAGAUAAACUUCACUCAGCCAUGACUAGUAUAUGGUCACUUGCUCAACAAGAUGAAUAUAUAAUGAUGCAGUAUUUUCAAAAUAGUUCCCAUAUACCAGAGAUAUAUGGGACAUGUGGUCAUAUUUACGCAAUGGAGUAUGCUCCUCCAGGGGAUUUAUUGGAUCCAAGGCUGCUCAAUAACUUUUUGGAUGGCUCUCAAUGGAAACUUCGAGCCAAAAUAGCUCUAGAUAUUCUACAACUGCUAGGUGCCAUGAACAAUGAAUUAUCUCAUCCAUUACACCUUUGUGAUAUUAAAGGUGAAAAUUUUGGAUUCACUGAAACCGGUUUAAUCAAAGCCAUUGAUGUUGAUAUGGCAUUCCCUGAUCCUAAAAUGAAAACUGAAAUGUUGAAUCCUCACACAAAAUGCUCAAAACAUAGCGACUGUGAUUGGUUCGAUUGUAAGGGCUGGUGCAAUAUUGAACAAAGUAAAUGCACAGAUAAAAGGAUAAACAACAAUUUACAAGCUGUAUGCGAAAAAAUAUUCUCUACUCGGUAUGAAAAUGUGUUCAAUGGAUUACUCCAGUCCCCACCUGAGUCUGUGGCAGUUCAGCUUAAUACUGCAAUAAAGAAAUGUGCUAAUCCAACUGGGGAAACAAGUCCUGGUUUACGGUUUGAGGCACCACAAGAAACGUUCAAUGAAAUCAAGGAUUUACUAUUAAAAAGCCUUUCAAGUUAGUUUUUAGAAUAAACAAGAAAUUUGAGAUUCGUUGCUGCAAUUUGACAGCCUGAUAUGCGAAAUGACUCCUGGUCUGGACCAAUGAUUUUAUGAAUCAUUUAAGAGAUGAUCUACUGCUUCAAGACUUUGACUCCAUCCCUUGUCAAGAAGAGAGCUAGAAACGUUUUUUUAAUAAUACAUUGAUCUCCACAGAAUUUUUUCUCAAGUGGGUGCAAAAUUCUUAUUUUCACAAUUCAGACCAAAUUUGGUCAAAAUAUGCCCAUUUUUCAUGAUUUUUCAAGUGGGUGCAAAUGGAUUAUCAGGUGGGUGGGUUUUCAAAAUCUCAAGUGGAUGCUGAGCCCACUUGCUUUAAUGCUGGGGAGAUCACUGUAAUAUCUUUUGAUCUUGGCUUUAUGUAAAAAUAUGUACC